This is a messenger RNA of Coregonus clupeaformis (lake whitefish), 2598 nucleotides long. Its product is annotated as soluble calcium-activated nucleotidase 1-like. Gene Ontology annotation, molecular function: GDP phosphatase activity; calcium ion binding; UDP phosphatase activity. The record is from RefSeq and is a predicted model, not a curated record. Lineage: Eukaryota; Metazoa; Chordata; Actinopteri; Salmoniformes; Salmonidae. The transcript has 4 exons. Gene Ontology annotation, biological process: proteoglycan biosynthetic process. The coding region runs from base 402 to 1634 and encodes 410 amino acids.
ACUGAGUGUGGUUUUGAGUGGCAAGGUUGUGGGGUGGUUUCCGGGUGCCUACUUGCUACCUUUCCUGCUUUACCUGUUCACCACCACAUAUUGUCCCAUUUUAUGUCCCUGAAUGGGCCACUCCCAGGCUCCACGUCGACACACACUGCCUGCACACCUGUGGCCAGCUUCUAUUGGUCUCACCUGUAGCUACCACUUCUUCCUCCUUCACAGCAGAGCUGAUCUGUGGGAUGCUCAUUGGUUGUACAUAGACAUUCUCUUCAGGAUCUGAAAGCUAGUGUUGUUUCAGUGGUCUGAUAUAUGGAAAGAGGUUAGGCUUGAAGAAGGACGUCGUUGGCUGAACAUGUGAGCAGAGAUUAUUUACAGGCAAGCUGGAUCUGAAUGAAGCUGGUCCCUCCCCCAUGCCUGUUUCCCCAGGCUACACCCAACUGGACCAGAAUGAUCCGUCUAUGAACCCCCUGCGCAUCUCAGUCGGAGGACUUCCCAUGUUGGCCUCCAUGACCAACACCACGGACUCCAGAUUCCGCCUAAAUUUGAGGGCCAUCGUAGCCCUGGCCCUGGCCCUGUCCCUGGCCCUGGUCCUCCUCUACAUGCACCUGAACCGAGGCUCCCACUCCCAGGCCCCCAGCUCCCGCAACUGGAAGUCCGGCCACAUGGGGAUGGCUGUGAGCGAGGUGGCCGACCGCUACAAUGACACUUACCCGCUCAGCACCCCCGAGCGGACGGCGCAGGGAACGCGCUACCGCAUAGGGGUGAUUGCCGACCUGGACACGGACUCUCGCAGCGACAAGAAGCUGACGUGGUUCAGCUACAUGCGCCGGGGCCACCUGCUGGUGUCAGAGAGCGGCAACAAGGUGGCCGUGGAAUGGGACGCGGAGAGGGUGCUGCUGGAGAGCCACCUGGCGGAGAAGGGCCGGGGCAUGGAGCUGUCAGAGCUGGUGGUGUUCAACGGGAAGCUGUACAGCGUGGACGACCGAACGGGCGUGGUCUACCACAUCGACGGCAGCAAGGCUGUGCCCUGGGUCAUCCUCCCCGACGGGGACGGCUCCGUCUCCAAAGGGUUCAAGGCCGAGUGGCUAGCGGUGAAGGACGAGCACUUGUACGUGGGUGGCCUGGGGAAAGAGUGGACCACCACCACGGGGGAGGUAGUCAACAACAACCCAGAGUGGGUAAAGGUGGUGGGCCAUCGGGGUGACGUGCAGCACCAGAACUGGGUCCCCAAGUACAACCUCCUGAGGUCCGCAGCUGGGAUCGAACCUCCAGGUUACCUGAUCCACGAGUCGGCCGCGUGGAGCGACAGCCUACAGCGCUGGUUCUUCCUCCCACGCCGCGCUAGCAAAGAGCGCUACGAUGAGACGGCCGACGAGCGCCGCGCCACCAACCUCGUCCUCAGCUGCUCGCCGGACUUCGAGGACGUCACCGUGAACCGGGUGGGCCCGCACAACCCCACGCACGGCUUCUCCUCCUUCAAGUUUGUCCCGAACACGGACGAUCAGAUCGUCGUGGCUCUCAAGUCGGAGGAGGACGCUGGGAAAAUCGCCUCGUACAUCAUGGCAUUCACACUGGACGGCCAGAUCCUGUUACCUGAAACCAAGAUAGGAGACGUGAAGUAUGAGGGUCUGGAGUUCAUUUAGGAAAACAAGGAGGAGACUGAGCCAAUGCCUUUCGAGGACAUACAGUAGCUAUGUGGAACAUAGUUGUUGACAUUCCAUUCACUCAAAAGUUGACUUGCUGCUUGUUCAUUGAUUGUGAAGACGACACGCAGACCAUCGAUCGAUCACGAAUCAGAAGCCAUUUUGGUAUGACCUGAGGAUGAGCAGGGUCGUGUUCAUUAGGCAUCAAAUGUAGGAAAACGGACUGAAACAGGGAGGGGCUACCUGGACUUGUCCAAAAUGAAACUGUAUUUUUUUCGUUUUCUGUUGCAAAACGUUUAAAAUAAAUAAUUUUGUUGCAUGCCUUAAUGAACUCAACUCAAGGUUUCAGGGCUGAGACGUUCUAACUGCUCAGUAAAUGGGAGCCGAGAGUAGCCUAGGCUACCUGAACAAAGUCCUCAAGUUGAGGAUGUCCUCUUGAUGGCCAUCCUCUACCUGUAACACAGUUUCUUCUUACUUUUUACUACAUUAAAUCAUAUACUUCAGAACACUUUACCCUACGUCAGGGAUCAUCAACUAGUUUCAGCCGCGGGACAAUUUUGUUCUUGAGCGGAUGGUCGGGGGGGCCAGAACAUAAUUACAAAUCAUUUGUAGACUGCAAAUUGACCGCAAGAAUCACAAACAUAUAUUUGACUAAAACAUAAUCAUUUCAAACCUUGAUUACAUUUGUAUACUAUUACGUGUCUCUCUAUUUAGCGUGGGAAUACUUGGGAACAGAUUUCCAAAAUUAAAAUCACUUGGAGCUGAUUUCCUGGUGUUUUUAGUCUUUUAUGUCCAACAAUGAAAAUGCAAAAAAAGAGAAACCUGCCCUACGUGAAUCCAUUGAAGGUCUGACCUUUAUGAAAGUAUGUUUUUUUGAAGGAAUAUAGAACAAAAGACGAAUCUCACUUCGUCCUAUUAUAACAAAUGUUUUACUGGUGGUUGUUGAGUAAAAUCUAUCUUGAUA